AAACCAUCUCCGCUCUCCUAAGGCGGCCCCAAAGCUGAGGCGCACCAGGCCGCGCCGAAGGAUUUUGGCGAGCCUUCGGCAGCGGCAAGGCGGCGACGAAGGAGAAGGAGGCGCUUUAGCGGCCGUCAUUUCCGCUGUGUGUGAGUCGGGGAGGGAGGAGGGCAGGCAAGUAAGCAAGAAAGAGCGCUCCUCGCCGCCGCCUCCUUCUCCUCCACGGUCUCUCGGACACCCCAGAGCGGGGAGAACGAAGAUAGAGGGAGAGACACCGAGCGCCGAGGGGAGGGAAGGCGCCGGUCCGCCCGCCCGCCCGCGCCGCCCAGCUAGCCUCGACACGCAGACGGGAUUCCUGCCCUUCCCCACUGGACGGACGGAGCAGCCCAACCUGCCGCCGCUCGCCCCGGCCCGGCCAUGGGGAACGCAGCUACCGCCAAGAAGGGCAACGAGAUCGAGAGCGUGAAAGAAUUCCUAGCCAAAGCCAAAGAAGAUUUUUUAAGAAAAUGGGAAAGUCCCCCUCAGAAUACUGCUGGUUUAGAUGACUUCGAGAGGCUAAAAACACUUGGAACCGGGUCAUUUGGCAGAGUCAUGUUGGUGAAACACAAAUCCACAGAACAGUAUUAUGCCAUGAAGAUACUGGAUAAACAAAAAGUGGUUAAAUUGAAGCAGAUAGAACACACACUGAAUGAAAAGAGAAUAUUACAAGCAGUGAACUUCCCUUUUCUUGUACGACUUGAGUAUUCUUUUAAGGACAAUUCUAAUUUAUACAUGGUUAUGGAAUAUGUUCCUGGGGGUGAAAUGUUCUCACAUUUAAGAAGAAUUGGAAGGUUCAGUGAACCACAUGCACGAUUUUAUGCAGCUCAGAUAGUGCUAACGUUUGAGUACCUCCACUCACUAGACCUCAUCUACAGAGAUCUAAAACCCGAAAAUCUUUUAAUUGACCAACAAGGAUAUAUCCAGGUCACAGACUUCGGGUUUGCAAAAAGAGUAAAAGGCAGAACCUGGACGUUAUGUGGGACUCCAGAAUACUUGGCACCUGAAAUAAUUCUCAGCAAGGGCUACAACAAAGCUGUAGAUUGGUGGGCCUUAGGAGUGUUAAUUUAUGAAAUGGCAGCUGGAUAUCCUCCAUUCUUUGCAGAUCAACCAAUCCAGAUUUAUGAAAAAAUUGUUUCUGGAAAGGUACGGUUCCCAUCACACUUUAGUUCAGACCUUAAAGAUCUACUAAGAAAUUUACUCCAAGUAGAUUUGACCAAACGAUAUGGAAAUCUCAAGAAUGGUGUAAAUGAUAUUAAAAACCACAAAUGGUUUGCCACUACAGAUUGGAUUGCCAUUUAUCAGCGAAAGGUAGAAGCUCCAUUCAUACCAAAAUGUAGAGGCCCCGGUGAUACCAGCAACUUUGAUGACUAUGAAGAAGAAGAUAUCCGUGUGUCUCUAACAGAGAAAUGUGCAAAGGAAUUUGCUGAUUUUUAGUACUUUCUGGAGGAUAAGAGGACAUCAGGGCUCACAUUGGGAUCUUUGCACUCUGUUAACUCAUGAGGUGGAGCUGAGACCAUCAUAUGUCAAAACAAUUACCUAGUUACUUCAUUCCACAAAGCUGACUGAGGUCUUUAUUGCCAUCUUCCAUGUGUGCAGUUUGCACCAACCCUUAUAACUAGGCACAAUUAAGCAAGCACGGUUUGUGCUGUAACACAGAAUAUAGACCACUUUUCCUAUUUACCUUUUGGGUUCUGUUGUUUCCUUUGUUUUCUGUGUAUUGUUAAUUUCCCUUCUCUUCUCUUCCCCCCCCCAAUCCCCCUUUUAAAAUGAAGUAGCCUUUUACCCAAGAACGCUCCAUUUUAUUUUGAAUAAUGUAUUUGUGUGAAUGAAACUGAAGGUGUUCUGGCUAGUAUGACUUAGACCGAAGUGAAAGAUAAGUGUUGCUUCUAGUCUGUGUGCCAGCCAAUCCUUCUGUGUCUGUCUUCGUGUCUGAGGCUACAGUUCAUAGGUUUGUAUUUUUUUUUAGUACCUCAGACUAACCCUAGCCAACAUCAUUAGCAUCUUUGAAGGUAGUAUUUAUCGCCAUAUGAGUGUAUGCUAAUUGACUUAAACACUUCUUCCUGGAGACUGACCAAACUUAGUUAGUAUCAAAAUUGGACAGUUUAUGUAGGGUACAGUAGCUAGACCCCGUGCCUUGGUUUUUCUACAUUGCUGGCAGUUCUUCUCCCUGCCUCAUAUUUCUCUUUCCUUUUUGGGGGCAGUAGGUAAAUACGCCAUAGGCAUACUGUGCCACGAGAAGCACAGUCUCUAUAAGCAGGAACAAUUCCAUUCAGCCUGGGAUUUGGACCAUAUUUAACCAUGCUUAAUUACCUGCAUUUAAGUAAGUAGUUAUUUAAAUGGGUUUUUAAACACCUUAAAACCUAAAACACUUAAGAUUUGGUCAGUAUUGUCAGAGACUAGGACUGAUUUUUAGUAAUGUCAAAUGUCGGGGCUCCUGAAGUACUUCACAUUUCAACCCUUUUUUAUGGAAAGGGGGGAAAGCAUCUCUUUUUUCCCCCCUUUAAAUCUCUUUAGCUAUGAGAAUAAAUGGUUUAGCAAAUGGAAAAUUUAGUAUUAAAAUAUGAUGCAUUGCUAGAUAAACAUGGUAUUUCUGUUAGCUGUGAAGAAUAAAAGAAGUAAAUGCCAAGUUUUUAUUCUGGUAUACUAUAUUAGUAAAUCAAGGGUGGAGUGCUGCUCCAAUCAUGGUUCCUAUCAGCAGCACUUCAUUCACAUGAAAAAGAGACAAAGUUUAAAAUUGCCACCAUCCGUGAUGUGGUGUCUUCAUUUCUAACAUGCUUUUCUUUCAGUGAAAUGGAAUGUAGAGAAUUGUUUGGGUUGAAUUAAGUUUUGUAUGAUCUCACCAACUGACUUAAAAGGGUAUCGCUGCCAUGUGCUUGCUUCCAGUACUUCUACACACACUUCUUUCAGUGUCUGUUAACAAUCAGUGGCUCAGCGCACCUUGUGCUUUUAAAUUUAUCUAUACACCUUUUUUAGUUGGGCACUCAAUUUCUGGUUUAUCUCAAAAUGGCUUGUCUUAAGAUGGCUCAUCGGUAUGUUUAAAAUAAACUAGGCUCAUGUUUUAUGAACAAUUUACAUGCAUACAAGGAUGAAGUCUUUUUGUUAAACUGAUCUAGAUUGCUAUGUAGUCAUGGUGUUCUGUAGAAUGCCAAUGCAGAUGACACCAUUGGCAUUGCUUCCUUUUAAUUAUUAUUAUUAUUAUUAUUAUUAUUAUCAUCAUCAUCAUCAUCAUCAUCAUCAUCAUCAUCCCGCCUUUUGCCCAAUACUGGGCCUCAAGGCGGCCUUACAAAAUUUAAAACAUAUACAUUUAAAAACCUAUGAAAAGAAAUAAACAAAAUAAUAAUAAUAAUAAUAAUAAUAAUAAUAAUAAUAAUAAAAAUAUCAACAUUAAAACAUUAAACAUUUAAGAUACACGACAAUUUUAAAAGUCCUUAACAUAGAUGGAGGCCCAGAUUAUUUGCCAAAGGCCUGCUGGAACAAUGAAGUUUUUGCCUGCUUCCGAAAGCAUAUCAAGGAGGGAGCCAGUCUAGCUUCCCCAGGAAGAGAGUUCCAGAGCACUGGAGCAGCCACCGAGAAGGCCCUCCCCCAUGUUCCCACCAAGCGUGCCUGUGAAGAUGGUGGGACUGAAAGAAGGGCUUCUCCAGAAGAUCUCAAAGCAUGGGCAGGCUCAUAAGGGAGAAUACAUUCUUUCAAAUAACCUGGACCCGAACCAUAUAGAGCUUUAUAGGUCAUAACCAGCACUUUGAAUUGUGCCCGGAAACAGACUGGAAGCCAGUGGAGCUGUUUUAACAGGGGAGUUGUAUGCUCGCUAUAACCAGCCCUGGUCAACAGUCUGGCUGCAGCUCUUUGAACCAGCUGGAGUUUCCGAACACUUUUUAAAGGUAGCCCCACAUAGAGAGCAUUACAGUAAUCCAAUCGGGAUGUAACUAAGGCAUGUAUCACUGUGGCCAGGUCUGACAUCUCUAGGAACAGGUGCAGCUGGCACACUAGCUUUAACUGUGCAAAUGCACUCCUGGCCACUGCCGAAACCGGGGCUUCCAGGCUCAGGGCUGAAUCCAGGAGUACACCUAAGCUGCAGACCUGUGUCUUCAGGGGGAGUGUAACCCCAUCCAGCAUAAGCUGAAUCCCUAUUCCCUGAUCUGCCUUUAGACUGACCAGGAGCACUUCUGUCUUGUCUGGAUUAAGCCCUCAUCCAAUCCAUUAUUGCCAACAGACACCGGUUUUGCACAGAAACAGCUUCCUUGGAAUUGGGUGGAAAGGAGUAGUAGAGUUGGGUAUCAUCAGCGUACUGGUGGCACCGAACCCCAAAAUUCCAGACAACCUCUCUGAAUGGUUUCAUGUAUAUAUUAAACAGCAUGGGGGACAAAACAGAGCCCUGAGGGACUCCACAGACCAACGGCCAAGGAGUUGAACAGGAGUCCCCCAGCACCAUCUUCUGGGUCCGCCCCUCCAGGAAGGAAUGGAGCCACUGUAAAACAGUGCCUCCAAGUCCCAUCUCAGCAAGGUGGCCCAGAAGGAUACCAUGGUCGGUGGUAUCGAAUGCCGUUGAGAGCUCCAGCAGAACCAACAGAGACAAACUCCCCCUGUCCAGUUCCUGGCGAAGGUCAUCCACCAAGGCGACCAAAGCUGUUUCUGUCCCAUAACCAGGCCUGAAGCCAGAUUGAAAUGGAUCUAGAUAAUUCAUCUCAUCCAGGAAUCCCUGGAGUUAGGAGGCCACCACACGCUCCAAUACCAUGCCUAAAAAUGGGAUGUUGGAGACUGGCCGGUAGUUAUCCAAUACAGUGGGGGUCAAGGAGGGCUUUUUCAAUGUGGGUCUUACCACUGCCUCCUUCAAGCAGGCUGGCACCCUACCUUGGCACUGAUCACUCCACUUACCCUCUCGGCCAGUCCCCCUCUGGCUGCCUUUAUAAUCCAGGAAGGGCAAGGAUCUAGCAUACAUGUGGCAGCUCUCACAUCUCUAAGGAUCCUGUCCACAUCGGACUGUGCAAAUUGAAAGGUAUCCAAUAAUACUGGACAAGCAGGUGCCAAGGUUACAUCCACUGGGUCUUUAUCAACAAUAGCAUCCAAGUCAGAGCAGAUCUGAGCAGUUUUGUUUGCAAAGUGCUGGGCAGAUUGGUCACAGUGGGCUGUUGAAAGGUCUGAAAUCUCUUCUUGGGGGCCAGUGUGUAGAAGGCCCCUGACCACCCAAAACAGCUCCACAGGACAGCUCUUUGUGGCCCCAAUAGUGGUAGAGAAAAAAAGUUUUUUUGCUGCCUGUAUUGCCACGGAGUAGGUCUCCAAAUAGGCUCUAGCCCAUGUUCGAUCGGAUUCACUCCAAGUUUUCUGCCGUCAUUCUAGCCUCCAUCUCACUUGAUUCAUUUCUGCCAGUUCCCUGGAAAACCAAGGGGCUGGUGGCUCCACAUCAUGAGAGGAUGCUCAGGAGCAAUUGUGUCCACCCUCCACCCCUGGCUAUUUCUCUAUUCCAGAGAUCGACCAGGGCUUCAACAGAAUCACCUGCCGAGGCAACAGGAAAAUCCCCAAGAGACAUCAGGAAACCAUUUGGAUCCAUCAGCCUCCUGGGGCGGACUAUCUUAAUCGGUCCUCCACCCCUGCAGAGGUUCUGAGUGCCAGCAAGUCUAAACCCCACUAGGUAGUGAUCUGUCCAUGACAACGGAACUGUAGAAAGUACCUCCACUCUCAAUCCCUGUCACCCCAUCCAGCACAGAAAACAAGGUCCAAAGUGUGCCCAGCAGCAUGGGUGGGGCCAGAUAUUAUUUGGGACAGACCCAUGGUUGUCAUGGCGCACAUGAAGUUCUGAGACACUCCCAACAGGGCACUAUGACACUCCUUUAAAUAAAAACCUCUGUAGACAUUUUACAGCCUGGAAUAAGAUAGUACCGACAACCUUCUGUAUGUCUUUUUAAGUUGUCAAGCAAUUUUGCACAUCGUUCGGAGUCUUGCCAUUUUUGUCCACUCCUGUCUACAAAUGUGCAAGACAAGCAUAUGAUACUUUGCGGUAGCAAAUUUUAUGUAAUAAAUAUAUUGUCACAUUAAUAAAUUUAAAGAAUUUGUAUGGAAAACGUUACAAUCUUUUGUAUUUCAUCUAGACUGAGGACAUGCUGUUGUAUGCUAGCUGUAUGCGAUAAAUUCUACAGUAACUUUGUUGUUUAUGGACUUUAAAUAUUUUAAUAAAUGCUGGAGAUCACCUUUUUGAUUCUAGUAUGAAUUUUAGCCAAUACUUUAAUUGGAUGAAACACAAGACAUGCGUCUUCUUUAAAAUAGGUUGCGAGACUUCGUUCUGGAUGUCCAUUAAGGAACGCAAGGGGACGAAUUCCAGCAUGUCAGAGAACUCAACUCUAGGUGGUCGUGUGUU
Elgaria multicarinata webbii is the source of this 6379-nucleotide messenger RNA. RefSeq names its product protein kinase cAMP-activated catalytic subunit beta (gene PRKACB). Lineage: Eukaryota; Metazoa; Chordata; Lepidosauria; Squamata; Anguidae. The transcript is spliced from 10 exons. Bases 409 to 1464 code for a protein of 351 amino acids. Gene Ontology annotation, cellular component: nucleus. Gene Ontology annotation, molecular function: ATP binding; protein serine/threonine kinase activity. Gene Ontology annotation, biological process: protein phosphorylation. The record is from RefSeq and is a predicted model, not a curated record.